Messenger RNA from Rotaria sordida, 255 nucleotides. Lineage: Eukaryota; Metazoa; Rotifera; Eurotatoria; Philodinida; Philodinidae. The record is from the annotation of a GenBank genome assembly.
AUGUAUAAAACCAAACAACAACGACAAUCUGCUUGGUAUUAUCCAUUAUUAGAAGUAAUUCAAAGUUAUUAUAUGCAAUUUUUAUUAGCAAGCACACUUUAUGUUAUGGAACCAUGGGAACGAAUUCUUGUACUAAGCAUAUUUUUUCUUAUUAUUUCACUGGUUACUUAUUCAGCAUUUAUUUACAUUCCAUUUCAUAUUCAUAAUAUUUUACAAGCAACUACUCCAAUCAUAACGGAUAUAUUUAAGCAUUAA